ACGAAGGAGCCGACAGCAGGUGCUUGUUCACACCAGGUCGUGAACAUGGAAGACCCUUUUUUACUGCUUGUCAUAUUGACCACACUUACGUGUAAACAUAACAUAAUAGGGGCUGAUCUAACGAAAGCACCCGGUCACAUGAAACCCUUUGGGUACGGAAGACCGAUGGUUGAAGUGGAGGAAACAUUCGUUACACCUGACCCCGAGACCUUUUGGAAAAAUAAUGUUUAUGCUCUCAAACCACUGAAAAUGAAAGGCGCUGCUUCAAUAUCACCGGCGUUUUCAAAAUGGACAGACGAUUACUUUCUGUCGCUCGACAUGUCUAACGAAAAUACAGUGACGGUCGAAACAGUGAAAAAGGAAAGCAGACAACAAAAAAUUGUGCAAAUGGAUUUUCAGCGAUUUGUGCAAGAAUACAACAACUCCGAGAUUUAUAUGGUGAACUCAGUGCCUCAGACGAUAUGUAAAGAUGUAGUUUUACCGUGUCCACUUCAGUGUCAGUAUCUAGUGGAAAAGGGACUGGUAGAAGCGCUGAUGUGGUACAGUAGCGGAGGCACCAACUCAGUAGUACAUACAGACUCGGUAGACAACAUCAACUGUUUGUACCGCGGCAAAAAGGAGUUCAUCUUGAUCGACCCCAGCAAGUAUGGAGACAAGGUGGACCUCGACCAUCCUGAGGGUUCCUACUCUGCAGUGGAUGUAGACAGUGUUGACUACACAGCGUACCCAGGUCUGGCAGAGGUGGAGUACAUCCAUGUCAGCAUGGAGGCGGGCGACUGUCUGUAUAUACCAUAUAGGUGGAUCCAUCAGGUUCGUUCCUAUGCUAACAAUCUUGCGGUCAACAUCUGGUGGAACCAUCACAUAGCACCAGAGAUCAACCUUGACCUUUGUAAUGCCCAGUGUGACCUUGACCUGACCUUGGAUGCUCUAGAAUUCAGGGGCUUUGGAGAAGUGACAACUGUGGAUGGUAUAAGGGAUCACUUUGAAACAUUUUUGGGAGUAUCAAGUCGAGUUUCUUUUAAAAGAUUUCAAAGAGCAUUACUUGGGGAAGACCUUGAUAUGCUAAAGGAAAGAAAUGCGGGAGACGAACAUCUGUUGUACCUGAGGCAGAUAUUCACGGUACUAGAUGGAAACUUAGAUGAUAUAUUAACUAAACAAGAAGUCAAGGAUGCCACACCAGAGAACUGGACUCAAAUCCAAAAAGUUAUGAUGGAAAUGGAUAGUUAUUUGGACAGGACACUUGGAGUUGCCGACGACAACCAACAUGAUGAACUGUGAUAGGCACAAUCGCCAUAGCAACCAAUGAUAUCAGGAUGAGCUACAGUAAUCCAGUCAAAUACUGUCAAUAUCACAAUGGUUAUUAGGUUUAAGUCAAAGCAUGAUUGCCAAAGUAUAGAAUACUUAAAGUUCAAAGACAUCAUUGAUACCAUUGUAAGUUAUCAGCAUUUUGAUAUUUCAGUUUUCUUUGUUACAUAACAUCAUAAUGCAAUGUAUUAACACUUACUUAGUUUGUUUAUAUAUUUAUAUGAUGUCACUUGGAACAGUGAUAUCAUAAAUAUGACCAAAUAUGUCAAUUAUGACAGUGAAUAUGAUAAAAAAAAUCUCAAACUUUUUCCAUUCCAUGAUAUUAUGAUAUUUAUGAAACUAAUUGAAGGUUGUUUUAUAAAAGUCAUAAUAAUAGGAACGUCUUUGAGAUCCUUUAUUUAUUUUCGUAAUAUUUUUUUAAAUGAUUUGUUCAGUACUGUUACAGAGAAUUAUUUAUGUUUGCCAAAGGAUCUGUGUACUUCCAUAAAGGUGUAUGUGAGUGAGGAGUAUUUAUCUGUGAACUCUGUACAUGUGUGUGAGGAGUAAUUAUCUGUGAACUCUGUAGAUGUGUGUGAGGAGUAAUUAUCUGUGAACGCUGUAGAUGUGAGUAAGGAGUAAUUAUCUGAAAGCUGUAGAUGUGUGUGAGGAGUAAUUAUCUGUGAACGCUUUAGAUGUGUGUGAGGAGUAAUUAUCUGUGAACGCUGUAGAUGUGUGUGAGGAGUAAUUAUCUGUGAACACUGUAGAGAACUACCAGUGCUGUGUGAGGUAACGAGACUUUAAAUUCUGUAAAGAUUUACUGUGAGGUAAUAAAUGCUAUUAAGGUUUACUGUGAGGUAAUCAAUGAUGUAAAGGUUUACUGUGAGGUAAUCAAUGCUGUAAAGGUUUCCUGUGAGGUAAUCAAUGCUGUAAAGGUUUACUGUGAGGUAAUCAAUGCUGUAAAGAUUUACUGUGAGGUAAUAAGUGCUGUAAAGGUUUACUGUGAGAUAAUCAAUGCUGUUAAGAUUUACUGUGAGGUAAUCAAUGCUGUAAAGGUUUACUGUGAGGUAAUAAGUGCUGUAAAGGUUUACUGUGAGGUAAUAAGUGCUGUGAAGGUUUACUGUGCGGUAAUCAAUGCUGUAAAGGUUUACUGUGAGGUAGGGGAUGUGUCUUGUGUAUAGGUUUACUUGAUGAGUGUUAUGCAAGCAGAUUUACCUGAUAACAUGUGCUGUAACGAUCUCCCAAUGUCUGUGAUAUAUUUUAUGAUUCCCGUUAUAUUUGACUGUAUGCAGUUGGUACAUGCAGUGAUACUUUACUACAAGGUGUUGAUGAACCCAGCCAGUCAUACAGGGUGUCAAUAUGUACCAGGGCGUCAUUAUCUGUGAACACUGAUACUAGGGCUAUUAUGUCUCAGCAAUGUAGAAAUCCAGGUUUCUUUUGUAACACCUUAGUCAACUCAUUAUAAUAAUUUUAAGCCAAUGUUACCUGACUAGGUUAAUACUUCACUUUGUCGGUUUUGAUCUUGUGUUUUAAGGUCUACCCAAAGAGUGCCAUAAUUGUAUUGCCCCUUAUCUGUAAUGUUUUUGGCUUUUAAUUUGGUCACGAAUCUCAUGUGAUCGUUAAGGUCCCAUGGCUCUCUAAUCUUGUAGUCAAGGAAUAAGGCAUUUUUCAUUGUUAGCUCACCUGCCCGAAAGAAUUCUGCAUUAUUUUUCAACAAAGUGCUCAUAUCAAUUAAGAUCCAUUUUGAUUGUUGUGGUUUUUCUAAGCAAAACUGUAAACAGAUAUUAUAUGCAGGACAUGCAUUAGAUUUAGAUUUUAAAGUUGAAUUUCCUGUUAACACCUAUAUCAGUAGGGUAUUCAGGAAUAAUUUAGGGCCGAGUGUGCCAGGGAACUAGUGUUUUCAGAAUGUAAUGUAUAUAUUUUUAAGAUGAAUUGCCAUUCCUGUGCAUGAUGUGUAUAGAUGAACCUCAGUACUGACAUACAGUCUACAAAUCAUAUGUGUGAUUUGAGAUUAUCUCUUGAAAAAGUUUGUUCAAAGACUUAUAUUUUUCGCCAUUGUCUAAAUGUUGAUUGUAAUAUUUUAGGUCAUCAACGAAAGAAUUGAAUUGAGGUCAGCAAUUUCAUUUUUAUCACAAAUAUAUUGCACAAUAAACACUUUAUACAUUUA
Molecule: messenger RNA, 3448 nt
Organism: Mizuhopecten yessoensis (Yesso scallop)
Lineage: Eukaryota; Metazoa; Mollusca; Bivalvia; Pectinida; Pectinidae
Product: tRNA wybutosine-synthesizing protein 5-like
Exons: 10
Coding region: 46-1278 (410 amino acids)
Molecular function (GO): 2-oxoglutarate-dependent dioxygenase activity
Source: RefSeq, a predicted model, not a curated record